AUGCCUCCGCCGGAGCCUCGCCGAGUCGACCCCAAAAUCUGGCGGGCAUGCGCCGGCGCCGCCGUGCACAUCCCGAAGCUGCAUUCUAGGGUUUACUACUUCCCUCAGGGUCACAUGGAGCACGCCUCUCCCUCACAUUUGCUCUCCCCUGCCUUCCGUUCCCUCCCCUUCGUUCCCUGCAUCGUGUCCUCCCGCGAAUUGCUCGCCGAUCCUUUCUCUGACGAGGUCUUCGCCAAGCUCAUCCUCACUCCCCUCCCUCAUCCCUUCCAUCACAACCACCAAAACUACGGCAGCAACACCGGAAACGAUGACGACGAGCGCGAGUGCCAAAACGCCGUCGUUUCGUUCUCCAAAAUUCUCACGCCCUCCGACGCCAACAACGGCGGCGGAUUCUCCGUGCCUCGCUUCUGCGCUGACUCCGUCUUCCCUCCGCUUGAUUUCCGUGCAGAUCCUCCCGUCCAGCUCCUUACCGUCACCGACGUUCACGGCGUCGCGUGGCGGUUCCGCCACAUCUACCGUGGCACUCCGCGCAGGCACCUCUUCACCACCGGCUGGAGCAAGUUCGUCAACCACAAGAAGCUCAUCGCCGGCGACUCUGUCGUUUUCGUCAAGGACGCCGAUGGGAACGUCUCUGUCGGGAUCCGCCGCUCAACGAGGUUCGCCUCCACAACCUCGAUUGUCGAGGCGGAGCAGCCGGCGCCGGCGCAGGGGGAGGGGUUUACUCGUAGCGCGACCGGGAGAGUGUCGCCGAAGGCGGUGGCAACCGCGACAGAGUCCGCGGCGCGGAACGCCCCUUUUGAGGUGGUGUAUUAUCCGAAGGCGGGUUUGGCGGAUUUUGUGGUGAGUGCUGAGGUUGUGGAGGACGCGAUGAAGUGCGCGUGGGUUGCCGGAAUGAGAGUGAAGAUAGGAAUGGAGACUGAGGAUUCUUCUAGAAUGACUUGGUUUCAAGGGACGGUGACUUCUGCGAAUGCAUCUGAUAAUGGACCUUGGCGCAUGCUUCAGGUUAAUUGGGAUGAACCUGAAGUCUUGCAUAAUGCUAAGCGAGUCAGUCCUUGGCAGGUUGAACUUGUUUCACCCUCACUUGCACUUCAUACAAUGUUUUCCCCUUCAAAAAGGUUUAGAGCUGACCAAGGUUCUGGACUGAUAAGUGAUAGGGAGGGAGACCCCUUCUUUCCUAUGACAGGUUUCCCUAACUCAACAAUGGGACACAUGGAUAAGAAAUUGUUGAGUUAUGAUACUUUUCCUGCUGGCAUGCAGGGAGCCAGGCAUGAUCUAUUUUCUGCAUCAAGUUUUUCCAACUUUUUAAAUGAUAACUCUUAUCUGUACAUGGGUAGCAGUUCCUUCGGGAACAAUAUGGGAAUUGUGUCAACAGAGCUAAACAUCAGCAGCUCUCAAUCAGAUGACCUGUCACCACAUAGCCAGAGUAGUUUACAUUCCUUUGACACUGAGUUUACUGGGACCCGGCACUGCAACACCAAAGUUGCUUCUGGUUCAAUUCUGCUAUUUGGUAAGAUCAUACAGCCUGCUGAUAGUCAUUUGCAUGAUGCUGCUGAUUGCAUGGAACGUGAUGGCAGUAGGGGCAGCAAGGAAACUGAAGACAGUUGA
Molecule: messenger RNA, 1605 nt
Organism: Sphenostylis stenocarpa
Lineage: Eukaryota; Viridiplantae; Streptophyta; Magnoliopsida; Fabales; Fabaceae
Source: the annotation of a GenBank genome assembly